Messenger RNA from Phaeodactylum tricornutum CCAP 1055/1, 4167 nucleotides. RefSeq lists its product with no specific name. The coding region runs from base 145 to 4167 and encodes 1340 amino acids. Gene Ontology annotation, cellular component: cytoplasm. Lineage: Eukaryota; Bacillariophyta; Bacillariophyceae; Surirellales; Neidiaceae. Gene Ontology annotation, molecular function: protein serine/threonine kinase activity; ATP binding. Gene Ontology annotation, biological process: protein phosphorylation. The record is from RefSeq and is a predicted model, not a curated record. The transcript is spliced from 2 exons.
CUCGAAACACCCCCGUAUUACCACUAUCCUUCUCAUCUUUUCUGGAACUCACUCGGCAAUUCCGUUGGCACAACGCUCUACUGUACACAAAGUGGGCGACAGUGCUAGGAUUGCCUCGUAAAGCUUGCGUUGGCCGCGUCGACGAUGUCGUCCGAAGCGUCGGAUGAGACGGUUCUGGAUUGGAACGAAUCGACGCCAUCGCUGACGGCUUGGUCCUCGUCGAACGCUGCUGCGGCUCCCGUGCCCAAAGUCCCGACUACAGGAACGGGUACGCGCCCGCGCCGAACGUACGGGAGUCGCAACGUUGCGGGAUUUUUAGGACGGACGGACUUUCUCAAGCCGCGGGCGAACAGCACUUGGCUCCGGGAAGGAUCCGCCGAGGCCAGCGGAACGUUGGCAGAACCGUGGGCUCUGGAGACUACCGCAUCGGUUUUUACGGACCAACGCUCGGCGUCCAGUGUAUCCGAGACCGAGCCACCACCCGUUCCUCGUCCCGAAGCGUAUUCGCGAGACCGUGCCAUUUCCUCCCCCUGGCAACCGCCACCGAAAACCCUGCGACGCUCACAGUCGCUGGCAUUUCCGAGGUCAACGGAACACACGCUGGUACGGAGUGCGACGGUUGUCUCAUCCUUCUCUUUGCGUGAUUCCUACACGGAAGAGACGCCCUUGGAUUUCGGGGAAAAUGGGCAUCCUAACCAUUCGCCGUACGCUCCCACGCGCAAGGCCAAAGUUCUGGCCCGCUGCAACAGUCUGCAAAUGACCAACCGACCCGCUUAUCUCGCUAGUCAAUCGGUGUCCUCCUUUCCAUCCCUGGAGUCCUCACCAACCAAGACACUCCGCGAGUGCUCCUCAUCCACGGAGACCACCACCUCCUCCCGGAAACGCGGUGUAUGUGGUUCUCCCAUUUCGCAGUAUGGAGAAGACGACUACGACGGAGACUACAACGAUGGAGACCGUAACCGCGUGGUCUUGUCGGCCUCGCGCCCCGCGUCGAGUGGUUCCCAUUCGGGCCGUCGAAUACGCUCUCGUUCUCGCAUAUUUUCCCCCGGCUCGGAUGUCCCUUUUGCGCCGCUCUUACGAGCAGAAUCCGUGCGUACUCCCCUCAACACCUCGUUAUCUCCUCUUCUCUCUGCGCAAGAUUGUCGGCCCAUGCAGGUCGACUCGGAUAGUGACUCGGCGGGGCCACAUUCUCCCGACACAUCCUUCAGGGAAGAUGAGGACGAAGACGACCUCCAUCCGUCCGCUCCCUCCACCUUUUCCGCGUCGGUCGAGCCCAUCCCGACCAACCCCGACGACCAACUCUUUGCCACCAUGUCCAGCUACGACGAUCUCAAGUACAUUAUUCGCUGUCUCCGUAAGGAGACCAAACUCUUUGGUAAGGAAAGUUGGACCGUUUCGCCCCAACUCUCCUGGACAAAUGUCCGCCGCUCGGCAUUUUUGUGCUGGACCACCCGCACUUUGGGAUUUACGCUGCGCGCCAUUGGGAAUUCUGCCACCUACCUGUCGAUCUCCAAAGCCAAGGGGCAAGAGCUAAAGGAGCGUUUGGAAUCGGCGCUUCUCGCCUACAAGCAAAAGGAAAUAUGGACCGCCCGGCAACCGGAAGCCGUUCCCUUUCCCAUCCACACCGAAACCAUUGCACGGCCUAGUUCAGUCGCGUCCUUGGUGUUGGACCCCCCACCGUAUGCGGACUGGCGGGAUCCCGAUACGGACGCAUUAGCGCACGGCCUGCAAUCCCUCAGUGUACGCGCGACGUCCACCGCCGUCCAUAUGACACGCACCGUCACGUUGGAGCCCGUCCCCGACCAUGCCCCCGUAUGGUCACGUGACCUACAGUUGCUUGGGCACACCAGCCCUACCAAAGGCGGCAAACUUUCGUUGGCGUCGGUCCGGAGCAGCUACAGCGCGUAUUCCGUCACCAUGAACGCCGGUACGGAGUGUUUGGAAACUCCGCUCAAUACGCAAGACCAGGGAUGGGGAUCGUGUCCCGUGCACGGACGAGACUGGGGAACCUCGUCGGCGUGUGACGAAGCCGUAUCGCGAGAGCUCACGGAACGCUUCGAAGAAUCUUGCAAGGUGGCUGGGAUCCGAGGCUCUCGGGAGCCCAGUCCAACGUCAUCGUUACCGCUGUUGCCGUGUGAAUUUGAUGCGGUAGCCGAGAUCGAAGCCACCGAAUCAAAAAGAAUGUCGAUCGCUUCGUGUGAAAGCACAGCCCAAGUUCAAGAAUACAAUGUCGAUGAAAUGCGCCAGUUACGACGCCGCAAAACGUCAUACGCGAAACACCAGCGCAUGUCUCUGUACGUAUCGGCAACGCAAGCAACCCAACCAGUCUUGCCGACCCGCAAAUCCCUCUUUCCCGUCCUGGGAAAGCUGCAGGAAGAGCCGAGCAAAUGCUUGUCCACCCGUGAUGAGUUUCCUUCUAUGGCAUCGUUGGCGACAGCCAUGCCUUCAGUGGCCGACAAGGAUGCGACGGUCGUCUGUCCCGCCGUCGACGAGGGGAUCUUGACCACCAUUUUUGGCUUUUUGAACGAGCGGGAACUGUUGUGCCAGGCAUCUUUGGUUUCUACCGCGUGGGCGGACGCAGCAACAACCGCCCACGCCACCAUGAUGCUGGCUAGCGUUGGAUAUUUGGAUGAGGUGGAGAGCUUGGAGGAAGAUGAUCAAAGCACCGACACUGUUGUGUGUCGAUCCGCGGCUGCUAAAGCGAUGGAGUGGUCCUGGAACAAGUUGACGGGCCAGUUUCCGUGGGGCUGCUUUUUGAGUGAAGGAGCGUUCAAACAAGUCUUCAAGGUUUACAACACCGCAGUCAGAACUGAAGAGGCGGUAUCGGUGAUGGACGUAGACGCAAUUACGGACAAAAAGACCAUCGGUGCCGAGCUUGCCGUGUCUGCCCUCCUCAGUUCUUUGACCCGAAGAGGAGUCUGUCCGAACUUUAUUUUGACGCGAGGAGUGUUCACGUCACCGUACGCCCCACCUCCGACACAUUGGGGAAAUGCCAAUAAAAAGAAGCCUCUAGGCAAGUCCUUUGUCAAGGUUAAGUCGGGACCUAAAAAACCCAAGGAUGCCCAUCCAGGUCGGUUUCAGUUCAUCCGUAUGGAACUGUGUCGUCAGGGAGAUGCAGAAGAGUUUUUGAAACGCCAGCCCAACGAGAUGCUGGAUCCGCGUAUGUCACAGGCGUUUGUUUUUCAGAUUGCCUUUGCUUUGCACGCUGCUGCGGACCGCUUCUCGCUGAAACACUACGAUUUAAAGCUCUUGAACAUAUUUGUGCAAGAUAUUGUUGCUCAGACUGACGCGGUAGUGAUGCGGUACGGAUUGGGAUCGCAUAUGUUCUCGCUGCGGAUGCCGUCGGAGCAAGCAGUCGUUGCCAAGCUUGCUGAUUACGGAACGGCCAACAUCAAGGCCGAUACGAAUGGACAGCCUGUAACAAUUGCUCAGUUUACCACCCUUGAGAAUACGCCUCCCGAUUUUAUGAUUCUUGGAGACGAGGCGCGCCAAGGGCACAGUCACGAUUGUUUUGGUCUCGGGCUGUGCAUGUUGCAUUUGUUUACCGGUCACGCACCGUACGAAGAGAUUUUGGAAGAAGUAGUUUGCCCGCCGGUCUUGAAAAAGAAGCUCCGUAGAAUUUGGGAAGAAGAAAAAGUCAAGGGCUACGAUGCGAUUCGUAGUGUAAUAUUGUGCGACGUCUACAAGGAUGAAGCCGGAAACAUUGUCGAAGGCGAACCAGACGAUACGCUCUACGAUACGUUUUAUCGCUAUCUGGUCCUUUUUGGUGUUCCUGAAGCAUUUCAUCAGAAAAAGUGUCCGAAAGUCUGGAAGGCGAUUUCCGAUACUUUACAACAUGCCGGUCCCGGUAAAGGGGGGCGCCCGGUCCGUAAGAAACAAGGAACAGAUGCCGCGCAGUACCUUCAGGACAGUCGACAGUUUUCGAUUCGAGCAGGCUCCAAUAUUCUGAUCCGGCAGGCUCGUGAGAUUUUGCAGGCCAUGCCCGGCGGCAUGGAACUGCUUUUGCGGCUGUGUGCGUUUGAUCCGUCGCAACGAGCAUCGGCCAUGGAUGUGCUCAAUUCGAGUUUUAUGGAGAAUUUGCGGGAACCCGAUGGCGUGGAUACCACCGGUCCCAAUGAUACCGUCUUUUCCUACACGGCGUUUUCCACCUCGGGAGCCUUAGUAUAG